AUGGAGUCAGACUACGCCCCCAAGUUUGCUCCCUUCAUUGGGAUGGCUGGUAUUGCCGCCGCCAUGAUCUUUGGAUCCAUCGGAGCUGCCUACGGCACCGCCAAAUCCGGUAUUGGAAUCGCCGGCGUGGGAACCUUUCGCCCUGAUCUUAUCAUGAAGUGCCUCAUCCCUGUGGUCAUGUCUGGUAUCAUUGCCGUCUAUUCUCUCGUCAUAUCUGUCCUCAUCGCACAGGACCUCGCAGCACCGUCUGCCUCUCAGAAAUACGCUCUGUUCUCUGGAUUCAUGCAUCUCGCAUGUGGUCUUGCGGUCGGCAUGACAGGUCUAGCGGCUGGGUAUUGCAUCGGUGUUGUGGGUGAUAAGGGAGUGCGCGCGUACAUGGAGCAGUCCAGAAUAUUUGUCGGCAUGGUCCUGAUUCUCAUUUUCGGAGAAGUUUUGGGCCUCUAUGGGCUAAUUGUUGCGCUGCUUCUCAAUUCUCGAAGCAAGGGCUGA
Messenger RNA from Ustilaginoidea virens, 489 nucleotides. RefSeq lists its product as uncharacterized. The coding region runs from base 1 to 489 and encodes 162 amino acids. The record is from RefSeq and is a predicted model, not a curated record. Gene Ontology annotation, cellular component: proton-transporting V-type ATPase, V0 domain. Gene Ontology annotation, biological process: proton transmembrane transport. Gene Ontology annotation, molecular function: proton-transporting ATPase activity, rotational mechanism. The transcript is spliced from 6 exons. Lineage: Eukaryota; Fungi; Ascomycota; Sordariomycetes; Hypocreales; Clavicipitaceae.